AUGAUUAAUAAUGAAAAACGAACAUCAGCUGCUAAACUUGUUAAUAAAUUAUAUUUUUUUCUGAUUAGAUAUAUGCUUAAUAUGGAUGGUACGAUAAAAGGUGAUGAUGAAUCACGUAUUAGUGUUAAAUGUGCUAUACCAAUAUAUAUUACAUAUCUUUUAUCUUUAUGUGAAUACGGUGAUCUACAUUUACGUGGUGCAUGUGCAAAUUUACUUGUUACAUUAAUUCAAACAACAAAUCAUCUUUUAACACUAUCAUCAUUACCAAAUUCAUUUAAUAAUUCUUUUAUUAAUUAA
Messenger RNA from Rotaria sp. Silwood1, 297 nucleotides. The record is from the annotation of a GenBank genome assembly. NCBI's taxonomy places the organism in Eukaryota, Metazoa, Rotifera, Eurotatoria, Philodinida, Philodinidae.